This is a messenger RNA of Anguilla rostrata (American eel), 2993 nucleotides long. RefSeq names its product MORC family CW-type zinc finger protein 3-like. Gene Ontology annotation, cellular component: nucleus; PML body. Lineage: Eukaryota; Metazoa; Chordata; Actinopteri; Anguilliformes; Anguillidae. The transcript has 20 exons. Gene Ontology annotation, molecular function: ATP hydrolysis activity; zinc ion binding. The coding region runs from base 271 to 2784 and encodes 837 amino acids. The record is from RefSeq and is a predicted model, not a curated record.
AUAUGGAUAUAAAAACCUUCAAGCUAAAGCUGACUCUACUCUGCACUUUAACGGAUAUUUGUGGUUUUAUUUCAAAUGUACAGAGCCAAAACAAUUCAUAAUGACACUGUCCCAAUAUUUUUGCAUUUAACGGUAUAUGCUCCAGCAUUGGUUCCCAAGUUAUUAUUUUUUUUCGGCUAGUGGGUGUGGUUUGAGGGAAUUUGAACGCGCAACGCUUAGUGCACUUCAGCAGUCUACGGAACUGUUUAAAGCGGUCCCUAGUCGAAGGAAAUGGCUACACUACAUGAGAGAGGAAUUCCCUUGAGCGCACUGAAUCCUAAAUUCCUGCACACGAACUCCACCAGUCACACCUGGCCCUUCAGUGCCAUCGCAGAGCUUGUCGACAAUGCCUAUGACCCAGAUGUCCAGGCCAAGCAGUUUUGGAUCGACUGGACUGUGAUAAACAACCAGGAUUGCCUCACCUUCAUGGACAAUGGGGCUGGGUUGACCAGAAACAGAAUGCAUAAGAUGCUAAGUUUUGGGUUCAGUGAUAAGCGCUCUGCUAAAGGCCAUGUUCCAGUGGGUCUCUAUGGAAACGGGUUCAAGUCAGGCUCCAUGCGUCUGGGGAAGGAUGUCAUUGUCUUCUCCAAAACCCGGGACACCAUGAGUGUGGGGCUCCUGUCCCAGACAUACCUGGCGGCCAUUCGGGCUCAGCACAUCGUGGUGCCCAUCGUCACCUUCAGACGUCACGGACAAAGCCAUAUGGAGGGUGCCACUAGCCUGCAGGCCAUCCUGAAACACUCCCUUUUUAAAACAGAGAGGGAGUUGUUUGCUGAGCUCAGAAUCAUCAACGCCACUGGCUCCACUGGCACCCGGAUAAUUAUCUGGAACCUCCAGAGAAUAACGAACGGGAAAACCGAGUUUGACUUCACCACGGACAGGUAUGACAUCCGUAUCUGGAGGGACGUGUGUGAGGUCAAACAGUUCGGCCGGAGUACAGAAUCUGUCCCUGAGAGCGAGUACUCCCUGCAGGCGUACUGCAGCAUUCUGUACCUGAAGCCCCGAAUGCAGAUCAUCAUCAGGGGACGGAAGGUGCGGACUCAGCUGGUCUCCAAGAGUCUUGCCUACAUUGCUAAUGACAAUUAUAGACCCGCCUUCCUUAGUAAACGUGUCCGCAUAACCUUUGGAUACAACACAAUGAGCAAGGAGCAGUACGGAAUUAUGAUGUACCACAGAAACCGGCUGAUCAAAGCGUAUGAGCGCGUGGGCUGCCAGCGCAAGGCCGACAGCAGAGGAGUGGGAGUUAUUGGUGUCAUUGAAUGCGAUUUCCUCCAGCCAACACACAACAAACAGGAUUUUGACAACACCGAUAAAUACAGGAAGACCAUGUAUAAUCUAGGUGUUAAGCUGGAGGAGUACUGGAAUGAAAUUCGAUACAAGCGCAAGAAAGAGGACCCCAAGUGCAGUACACCCAUAGAGGAUGCUGUAAAAUUUCCGGAUCAAAGCUGGGUCCAGUGUGACAACUGCCUGAAGUGGAGAAGGCUUCCAGAUGGCAUCGACUGUGGCCUGCUGCCCAAGAAGUGGUUCUGCCAGAUGAACCCAGACCCCCAGUUCAGGAGCUGCCAAGCGGAGGAAGAGCCUGAAGAUUCAGAUGAGGAUCAGCGGUCAUACCCAAAACCCUACAAACGACAGAAUCAAAAUCCCUAUGGAAAAAAAAACAUAGGAUCAAAUCAACUGAGGGAACCCAUGGUGGAAGAAGCUUCUGGGUUGGCCUACAAAAAUAUGUCAUCAAUGUGGGACUCUAGAGGGAGGUCAAGGAGGAAGACUAGUAAAACUCAGAUUGAUGCAAAUGAUGGAGGACAGAUCUUUCUGGACACGGUUGCUAUGAAGCCUGCAGCAGUAGGCCCCUCUCAAUGCAGUACUGCUCUGGAUAGCUCUGGCUCCACUGACCCUGGUCCUCUUGGCUGUAGCCCUAUCGACCCCAUUCCUCUGGGGCGUGCAAGUAAGAACAGCAGUGGUGAGAGCAGCACUGGUUGUCGCCUUCCUACAAACAAGAUGCCGAUUGUCAAUGCCAGCUCCUUUUCCUCUGCCCUCGCCAGGGUGAAACAAAAACUGGCCAACCAAGUUCCCAUGGUGAUGCCAGUGGAGACCUUCACCUUGACAACCUCUUCGUCUCCACCACUACCCAAGCAGCUCACUUCCACCAGAGGCCAGACAGGCCGCAGGCUCACAGUGAGGAGGGCGGAGAGGAAGAGGGAGGGGGCAGGAGUGAGGGCAGGAGAGUUAGAGGUAGAGGGGGGCAUGAUUACCUGGCCAGGGCAGAAUUGGAAACGCAGGCGGGUUGCGCUGGAGCGGUCUGAAAGACAGAUGGAGAGAGCGAAGGCCACAGUGACCAUAAUGGAGGUGGAAGGGGGGGAGGAGAAGAAGGAACAGUGGGUUCAGCUGGAGGCACAGCAGGAGCAGCAGGACCGCCUGGUGGAGCUGAUGCAGGCAGCCUCUCAGGAGCGCGACCUGUGCAGGGAGCAGGUUCGGGAGCUUCAGAAGGAAGUGGAGGAGCUGAAAACCAAGUGCGCCGCCCUGGAGUCCAUCAGGGGAGAGAGAACUGAGCUCAGCCACAGGCUGGAGAAUGUGGAGGUUGAGAGAGGAGCUCUUUCUUCUCAGUGUGAGCAGCUGAAGACAGAGCUGGAGGACCUUAAGAGAGAGCUGGAGGAUCUGAGGGAGGCAGGGAGCAGGGCCUUCAGCCCCAGUCCAGGUGAAGACUACAGAGAAGGCCAGCGGGGAGGGUUCUGUUGUCUCUAUGGCUGAGGAGCCUGCGCCAGAGUGUGGGCCGCCUCCUAGUGACCUUUGUGCCCGCGCUGAACUUGGACCAGGUUGACUAUAACAGCAACAUCAUUGACAAAAUCCUGGAGCAGGUCCUGUACGAGGUCACAUAGCUGAAUUUAUAGAACUCUUCACACCUUUUUCUGUCCUACAUUUAUUCUGUACAGUUUAAUAAACUUGCCUUUGAGUUAAAA